UCUCUCCGUUGCCAAGCAACACCACCAUGGCGGCGGAGACGAAAAUGGCGGCGACUAUGGAGGAGACGAACAACGAUGCCGCGGCUGUCACGGCGCUGUCAGAACUCACGGCGCUGCUCUCCCCUUCCUCCCCCGCCGCUCCCGAAGCAGCCGAGGCCGCUCUGUCCCUGUCCGGCAGCGCUUCAGGCCGGGCGCUGCUGGCCGCACACCCCGCGGCCUUAUCGGCCUUAUCGGCCUUGGCCGCCAUGGCCUCCUCGGCCUCGCGUGGCGCCCACACCGCCCUGGCCGCGCUGGUGAACGCCAGCUCCGAGCCCGCCGCGCUGGAGCCGCUCCUCGCCGCUCUCCCUUCGCUCCUCCCUCUUUUACCGAGCUCCGGAGGGGUUUGCGGCGUGCUGGCGAACCUGAGCCGCGACGCGGGCGCGGCGCCGCGGGCGGUGCGGGCGCUGGGCCCCGGAGCGGAGCCGCUGCUGCGGGCGCUGAGCGCGGCCCGGCCCCCGGCGGAGCUCGGGGCGCUGCUCUGCAACCUCAGCCAGGCCCCCGAGGGCCGCCGGGCCCUGCUGGAGCGCUCCGGGAUGGUGGUGCGGAGGAUGCUGGCGCUGGUGCGGUACCCGGGCUCGGCCGAGCUGAGGAGGGGAGUGGUGGGAGCGCUCAGGAAUUGCUGCUUCGAGCACGAGCAUCACGAGUGGCUGCUGGGCCCCGAGGUGGAGGCGCUGCCGGCGCUGCUGCUGCCCCUGGCCGGGAGCGAGGAGAUCCCGGAGAGCGACACCGAGCAACUUCCCGUGGAUCUGCAGUACCUCCCCCCAGAGCACCAGAGGGAAGAGGAGCCUGAGAUCAGGAAAAUGCUGCUGGAAACGCUGCUGCUGUUGACAGCCACCAAGGGAGGGAGACUCCAGAUGAGAUCCCAAGGAUGUUACGUGGUGCUGAGGGAGCUGCACAGCUGGGAACAGGAGCCCCAGGUGCUGAACACCUGUGAGAAGGUGAUCCAGGUUCUGAUCGGGGACGAGCCCGAGGCGGGGCUGGAGAAUCUCCUGGAGGUGACAAUUCCCGAGGAGCUGGAGCGGCGCCUGGCGCGGCUGGACGCGGAGGGACAGGGACAGGGACAGCAGGGGACGGCCAGCGCCAGGUGACACCGCGGUGGCACCAAGUGCCACCAUGGUGACAAUGGAGUGUCCCCGAGGAGCCAUCUUGGGGA
Messenger RNA from Catharus ustulatus (Swainson's thrush), 1192 nucleotides. Its product is annotated as protein HGH1 homolog. The transcript has 6 exons. The record is from RefSeq and is a predicted model, not a curated record. Bases 27 to 1127 code for a protein of 366 amino acids. Lineage: Eukaryota; Metazoa; Chordata; Aves; Passeriformes; Turdidae.